AUGCCUAGGGCUACGCAACAUCAAGAGGGCCAUGGAGAAGGAGCAAUGAAUGUCCAAAUCGGCAACAUAAUCAUUACAUCUGAUCCCGCCUCGGCGCAGCCCCGCGCCAGUCAAGAUGCUCAGACUGAGCCACAGAGAGACCUCUUGGAGAUAAUGUCUGGACUCGUUCCAUUUCUGCCUGUAGAAAUCGCGGAGCUUGUUGCUGAAGCUCAAGCUGGUCGAGUAGAAGAGAUCGUUCGUGCGGUCGAGCAACAGCGAGCAAUGUUGCAGAGCUUUGCUCCAACUGUGGCCAUUCGAGCCGAAAACCUUCGUGGGGUCGAAUCGCAGCGAGAGAUUCGAGAAAUGAUGGAGGUCUCUGCCCUGACCGAAGCUAUUGAAGCGGAGGAACUCGCUCGAGAGACAAUGGAGGCCUCUGCUCUAGCCGAAGCUAUAGAAGCGGAAGAACUCGCUCGAGAGAUGGAGUUGCAACGCGCAACUUCGAAUCGUCGUACGGACCUUCGAAAUCGGUCCCGCAAUCAGGCUGAUGAGUCCCCCAUCUCUAAUCUCCAGUGGUGGCUUGCGGGUGGAAGAGGACCGUCGCCCACACGGAAUCAGAUGCGGCGGAUGACGGUGGGGUCCUGGAGAUGA
Messenger RNA from Mollisia scopiformis, 627 nucleotides. RefSeq lists its product as uncharacterized. Bases 1 to 627 code for a protein of 208 amino acids. Lineage: Eukaryota; Fungi; Ascomycota; Leotiomycetes; Helotiales; Mollisiaceae. The record is from RefSeq and is a predicted model, not a curated record. The transcript is spliced from 2 exons.